Molecule: messenger RNA, 2125 nt
Organism: Bipolaris maydis ATCC 48331
Lineage: Eukaryota; Fungi; Ascomycota; Dothideomycetes; Pleosporales; Pleosporaceae
Source: RefSeq, a predicted model, not a curated record
GUCUCGUCCACACUCGCCUCUCAGUCGAACCUCUGUCGCAUUGCUGUUCACGUCGCCUACCAUGGCUCCCAGCGAUGAUGCCAAGCGUGCGACAACGAUACUGACGAUUGCACAGUUGAAGUUCAAGCAGGCCAUCAAGAAAACAGACAAUGAAGACCGGCUGCCACCUGUGUCAGUGGAAAUCAGCUCGCAACUCUUUAGCGGCAUAGAUGCUGUUCUUCAGCAGAACACGCGCGUGAACGUCCAGAAAUGCACAGAAUGGAUUGUGAAGCACAUAGCUCCCUCCAAGGCCCGCAUCGCUCUUCUCGGAGACUAUCUGAUUUCUGUCUCAAAGUCCAUUGUCCUAGACUUGAACAACCCCGUAGUGGCAAAGAAGGCAGUCCGGAACCGGAUGGACCUUUUACUAAUUGUCAACGAUGUUCUCCAUACUGACAAGUUUCAUCGUCGCAGUGCCGUGAAACAGGGCAUAUUUAGCGACGUGUGUGGCAGUUUUGUCGCUGAGCUGAUCGAGCAAGCCGCCGUGUGCAUGACUGAAAAGGACUCGCAACCGGAGAAGAAGCUGAAAGCCAUCAUCAACUACUGGGCUGUCAACCAGCUUGUCAGCGCAGAUUGCCUAAAACUAUGUAGAGAUAGGGCAGACGAGGUACUGUCUAUAGCGCAUGGUGGUACGCCGGUUCGAAAGCGCAACUACCUUUUGCCCGAGUAUCAUGGCGAUAGAACAGCCCCAUGGUACGAUCUCCCCGCCUCGUAUAUGCUUGAACCUAUGAUCAAGCAUCCGAACCGCCCGAUCGACCCUUCGCAAAUCAAAAUCCAGAAGCUGGACAAGAAGCCAGUCUCUCCACACGUGCGCAACCUGCUCGACAAUUUCUUCGAAAAGAUUGAUCUCAAAUACAGACCGACUGGCAACAACCCAACUGGCGAGACUGCAAAAUACAAACUAUCCUUGGACCCCAUGGGCCAGCUGGUCAAACAGGAUAAGGAGACUGGCGAGACGACAACGGUGGCAAAUGGUUACGGGUGGUCAAUGAAGUUUUGCCAGGAUAUGCAGAAGCAUGGUGUUCCAGAGAAUAUAAAGAUCGCACGGGAGGACAUUGAGCGCAUGGAAGGUGGUGCACAGUUUGCUCCAACCAGGUCCAAGGCUCGUGACGCACGACGCAGUCACCGAUCGCCUUCAUCGGAUUCAGACUACAGACGAGGGCGGCGACAUUACAGUCGGAGCCGUAGCCGUAGCCGCCAUGGCUCGGAGUCGUCUUAUGAUAGCCGUCCAUCACCUCGACGGUCAAGAUCUGGCGCCAGGACGCAAGAACACCGCAGAUCUUCCCCCAAACCAACACACAAAGGCCAUGACCAAUCUCGACAGCUACCAAGAUCACAGGAUCGAGACGGAGGCCAGCGUGAAUCACAGUGGAGUGGACCAGGGGGUCAGAACAGAAGCGCUCAUGGUAGUCCAGGUAAUCAACCAUAUCAGGCUUCAGCAAUGCCACCCCAAAACUUCGGGCAGCCGUACUCCCAAUCGCCUCAGCCAUCAUUCAAUGCGCCUCCCUUCCCACCACAACCGGGACAGUUUCCGAUACCAAUGCCGCCGUUCGGAAUUCCACCACCACCUCCACCGCAAUUCCAGGGAGCUGGUGCCUUCGUCCCGCCCCCUCCCCCACCAAACUACACAGGCCCGUGGCCUCCACCUCCAAAUAUGAGCGUACCAGCAAACAGUUCACAACAUGGCAAUCAGUAUGGUAAUAGCAACAAUGGAUCCUACAAUCAGAACCAGGGUGGUUAUCAGGGGGGACGUGGUUAUGGUAGCCCGCAACGUGGAGGCUACAACAACAACAGGGGUAGUUGGAGGGGUGCUGGACGUGGUGGACGAUACUGAGACUCAGCUACGUUUACUGUAAUUGUACACUUGUCCGCUCUAUUUGGAUGUUUUAGAAUCAGACCCCAUUUGUGUAAUGGUGGAUUGAAGCAAACUGCGCUGAGCGAUUGGUUUUCCAAAAGACCUCAGAUUUAAUUAAUUUAAGGGUUCUAUUUUACCUUUUUCACUCUUCAUUGUAAUCUUUUAUUCAUUUCAUGUAGUUCUUAUUGUGCAUUCUUAAAUAGUGAAAUAAGUGAGUGAAACUUUCUCGGCGGU